AUGGUGGAGCUGCCGACAGCAACGGUGCUCAGGGCGCAUGACGUGGUGUUGAUCGCCGUCAUUAUGUUUGCAAUAGACCUUACUAUGAAGAUAUGGAAUAGUCGUAGAUUGCAGCUUUCGCCAGUCGAGCAAAAACUGCUGAACGAGUAUAACACACAAGUUCGACUUGUGAACCGCCUGAACUCGGUCGAAACGUUUGUUGAGCAGGCUAAAGCCACGCGCAAACUGAACUCGUUGAAGAAAGAAAUGCAAGAGCUUGCAGGUGAGGAGCGGCUGGCUGCAAGCGCGCCGUCAAAUUUCCGGAAGCAAUUUGACCGCAUUCGGACACCUGCGCUUAUGGGGCUCGUAAUGUUAUAUUACUGGAAUGAGCCUCUUGUGGUCUUGCCACAAGGUUGUAUGAUUCCGGUAGAGCGUUUCAUGUCUUUUCCAGGCUUUCCUCUAGGUGCCAUCUCUGCGAUAGGCUGGGUUGGAAUCUGCCGUCGCGUUAGCGCCAAGAUCCUGUGCUAA
This is a messenger RNA of Plasmopara halstedii, 507 nucleotides long. RefSeq lists its product as uncharacterized. Lineage: Eukaryota; Oomycota; Peronosporomycetes; Peronosporales; Peronosporaceae. Gene Ontology annotation, biological process: tail-anchored membrane protein insertion into ER membrane. The coding region runs from base 1 to 507 and encodes 168 amino acids. The transcript has 3 exons. The record is from RefSeq and is a predicted model, not a curated record.